Messenger RNA from Chanos chanos (milkfish), 2538 nucleotides. Its product is annotated as butyrophilin subfamily 1 member A1-like. The record is from RefSeq and is a predicted model, not a curated record. The transcript has 16 exons. Gene Ontology annotation, molecular function: protein binding. NCBI's taxonomy places the organism in Eukaryota, Metazoa, Chordata, Actinopteri, Gonorynchiformes, Chanidae. The coding region runs from base 1 to 2538 and encodes 845 amino acids. Gene Ontology annotation, biological process: apoptotic process.
AUGGCAUCAGGAACCAGGUGGCCAGGAGGCAGAGCAGCAGGGAUGGAACUGGGCGAUCAGGAGGCUCUGGAGGUGAAGCAGGCAAUAAUGGACUUAUCCCUGACCUGUACCUCAUAUCGAGGCUGGAACCCUCAACCUGAGGUUUUGUGGUUGAAUACUGAUGGGGAAAUUCUCCCUGCUGAAGAUACACAGACAGUCAGAGAGACAGAGGGCUUCUAUGUCAAACGAAGUCUCACUGUUCCAGACAGUAACACCAACAGGGUCCUCUGCAGAGUAAUUCUGAAACAUCACGUGAAGAAGACAGAUGUUAUUAUUGCAGAGUCUCAAAGGAAGAAAGGGCAUGAGGGUAAAUAUCACAUCAUUUCAGAGUCUGACAAGAAGAUGCUGGAGGAAAUAUUUGAGACCAGGAGAGAAUACGCAGUGGAUGUGACUCUGGAUCCUGACACCGCACAUCAUGACCUCAUUCUGUCUGAUGAUGGAAAGGAAGUGAGAAUUGAGGACAACCACAGCAAUGUAGAUAAAAUGAGGUUUGAUAAGUUUAACUGUGUCUUAGGAAAGGAAGGUUUCCAGUCAGGGAAAUUUUACUAUGAAGUGCAGGUUGGGGAUAAGCCUUACUGGUUUUUAGGAGUGGCCACAGAGUCAGCUGAAAGGAAUGGGCACUUUAUCGAAAGCCCAGAGAGUGGAUACUGGACUAUCAUGCUGAGGGCUGGGACUCAAGAUGCCUCUAAAGACAGACCUGCUUCAGAGACUGUUGCCUCCAGCCCGUUAAACACUGAGAAGUGCACGAUCAGCCGAAACCACACCAAAGCGCACCGCCACCGAAGGGGCGGCAACGGCGAGCAUAAACUAGGCUUUACGGUGACUGGAUGGCACUCUGGGCGGGACGUGCCUCAGAGACGAAGGACCACAGAGAGGAAGCGGAGGGGAGCUAAAACCGAAUUCGGCUGCAUGAAAGUGAAAGCCAACGCCAUUUUAAUUGUGUUCUGCGUUUUUUGCGUGACACCCUUGAUUUGCUGGGAGCAGGCCUCUGUGGAUGAAGGAGCCACGGAGAUUCGGAGACGGAUGCAUUCUCUCCCUCUCCCCCCCAACAUGCUGACGAAGCAACGGCUUUACUCAGCUCCCCCCGCCCUGUGGGCUGCCAAGAAGUGCGGUCGACAGCUGAGGAGGAUGAGCGAUGAGUUUGACUUGAUGAAGGAUGAAGAGAGUCCAGAUCAGGUCGUCGGCCCAUCUGAUCCGGUAUUUGCCGUAGCUGGUGAAGACGUGGUUCUGCCCUGCUCUCUCAAACCCAACAUCAGCGCGGUGGGCAUGACGGUGGAGUGGAUCAGACGUCACACGUCGGACUCGCUGGUUCAUUUAUACAAAGACCACGAGGACAGAAACAGCGGACAGAUCUGGUCCUACAGGGGCAGGACGGCUCUGUUUAAAGACGAGCUGCAGGAAGGCAACGCUUCGUUAAAACUCUCCGGCGUAAAAGUCUCCGACGAAGGAGGCUACAAAUGUUUAAUACAGUCCCAGAACAAAUAUGAUGACGUCAACAUUCAAGUCAAAGUUGAAGCUAUAGGUACCCAUCCAGAGAUCUCCAUGGAGAGUUACAGCACGAACGGAGGAAUCAGUCUACUGUGUGAGAGCAAACACUGGAGGCCAGAGCCUGAGAUUUUGUGGUUAAACGACGAUGGUGAAGUUCUCUUUGCCAAAACAGAGACCCUUACGGAAAAAGACGGUUUCUAUCUGAAACAUCGGGUCACUGUGCAAAACAGUGGCACUAACAAGUUUUUCUGUAGAGUGAAGCUGAGAGAUCACAUGAAGGAGGCAAACAUUUUCAUCUCAAAUAAAAUAUUUCACACAUGGGAGAUUUUCGUCAGUUUCAUUACAGUUUUAGUUUUGAUCAUAGUGACUGGAUUAAUUGUGAUGGCACUUUGUAUUCUCAAACAGAGAGGGUCUGAACUAAGAAGAGUCCGGAGAGAAUUUAAGAAAAGGAAAUUCCAUGCAGUGGAUGUGACCCUGGACCCUGACACAGCCCAUCCGGAACUCCUCCUGUCUGACGAUGGAAAACAGGUGACACACGGAGACACACGCCAGGACCUCCCUGACAACCCAAAGAGGUUUAUUCACGGCAUCAGUGUCCUGGGACAAACAGGGUUCUCCUCAGGGAGGUUUUAUUAUGAGGUGCUGGUUACAGAGAAGACUGAAUGGGCUCUAGGAGUGGCCACAGAGUCUGUUAACAGAAAGGGGAGGAUUACAUUGAACCCCAUGGCUGGGUUCUGGACCGUGAUACUGCGGAAAGGGAACCGGUAUCAGGCCCGGGACGUUCCUCGCUCAAACCUCCUCCUGAGACGGAGGCCCCAGAAGGUGGGAGUGUAUGUGGACUAUGAGGAGGGUGAGAUCUCCUUUUACGAUGCAGAUACUAAGUCUCUUAUUUACUCUUUCACUGGUCGGUCUUUCAGUGAGAAACUUUAUCCGUUCUUCAGCCCCUGUUUUAAUCUCGGCGGUACAAACUCCACUCCUCUGAUUAUCUCACCCGUUAAAUUCACAGAAUAA